Molecule: messenger RNA, 369 nt
Organism: Colletotrichum spaethianum
Lineage: Eukaryota; Fungi; Ascomycota; Sordariomycetes; Glomerellales; Glomerellaceae
Exons: 2
Coding region: 1-369 (122 amino acids)
Source: RefSeq, a predicted model, not a curated record
AUGGCGCUCAGCUUCCAGAGCGUCGCCUUGCUUUUCUUCGUCUUGCACAAACCGGGACGACGACCGGCACGGAAGGCACAGAAUAGAGACGAGACGGCGUCGGAGUACUCGCCCGGGCACAGCAACACCACGGUCCCGAACCUGUCCAUCCCGAGAGCGAGGCAAGACGCGCUACCGCACUACAGCAAGCCCAUCAGCAGCCCCGAUUCCAAAUGGCCGCGUCUAGGUCACCCAACCCGGCCCACGAAAUCGCGAACCUGUCGCGACGCGUUCGACAACAUGGUGCUCACGACCCGGGACACCUCCGAUAGUGAGGAGAAACGCUCGUUGCCCCUGACGAUCACCAAAAAAAAGACCUGCCCAGCCUAA